UUAAUAACCCCAACUCUCUCCUCCUCUGACGUCUCCCAUUCCUAAUUUCUAUGUAUAUUUUGUGUUGUCCUUCUUCCCUUUGGCAACAAUGCCUUACAAAAGCAGAGCAUUAAUAUUACUCCUCCUAGUAUAUAAUAGACGUAUAGUAUUAAUACCGUUGAACAUUCAACUUCAAAUCAACCCUUGCCUUCGCUACCUAAUUACUCCUCUAUAAUCGCCUCUUUCUGUUCGUAAAUUAGAAAUGAAUCGUCUAGCCACAUUAUCAGAAGAGCCAUUCAACGAAGAAGAAACUCGAAAAUUGUCAAAAAAAAGUCAUGCAUGGAAGAAUUGGGUUAAAAACCUUUUCUUUAGCAAAAAAUCUGAUCUUAAAAUUCUUUUGAGUGUUCUUGCUUGUCCUCUUUUUCCAGUCUCUCUCCAACCAAUUCAAUCCGUUCUUCAGGUAUGUUCAUCAUCACAAUAUAUAUUAGAGCAGUUCAAAGCAGCAACAGGUUGCAAAAAGCUGGAAAAAAUGGUGGUGAAGAACAUAUUCGCGACAGGGAAAGUGAGCAUGACAAUGCUAGAAGAGCCGAGCUUAAGCGGCUCGUCAGCGGUGGUGGUUGCGGCUGGAGCCACUCACAAAGGUUGCUUUGUAAUGUGGGAGAUGCUGCCUAACAAGUGGUCAAUUGAGCUUGUGGUUGGUGGUCAUAAAGUCCUUGCUGGUAGUGAUGGCAAUGUGGCUUGGCGUUAUACUCCGUGGCUCGGCUCACACCCGGCUAAAGGCGGUGUUCGGCCCCUCCGCCGUGCCCUUCAGGGUCUAGAUCCGAUGGCAAUAUCUGAAGCAUUUAGUGUAGCUCAGUACAUGGGAGAGAAAGAGAUGAUGGGUGUGGAUUGUUUUGUCCUGAAGUUGUCUGCUGAACAAAAUGAUCUUGCUGAUCGGAGUGACAACACAGCCGAGACAAUCAAGCAUGUUACUUUUGGCUACUUUAGUCAAAAGAAUGGAUUGCUUGUUUACUUAGAAGACUCCUAUUUGACAAGAAUACAGUCACCAGGUGGAUGUCCUCGAUAUUGGGAGACCACAAUGGGUUCUAAAAUUGAAGACUAUCGGACAGUUGAUGGUGUGAUGAUCGCACAUUCCGGUCAAACCCAUGCAAUCAUCACUCGUUUUGGGGAUAAUCUUAAGUCCGGUCCUACAAUCUUACGGAUGGAGGAAACUUGGAUGAUCGAUGACUUUGCCUUUAAUGUGCAAGGCCUUUCUAUGGAUUGCUUUAUUCUUCCUCAAGAUGUCAAGAGCAAUUCUUUAGAGGAGAAGCUCAAACAAACUCCCUUAUUCCCACUUGAUCGAUGAUGGAAAAACUUCCGCAACUACUAACAACCUUCAAUUCAUCAGGGGAAGGUUUACACAUUAACAGACCUUGGAAUUAUGGAAUUUUAGCCUUUGUUUUUUUGGGAAUUUUGUAUAUAUAAUUGCCUAUAUAUGAACCACCAGUAAAUAAACUACUCCCUACUUGUAACAAGAAAUGAGUAUAUCUGUAUAUGGGUAAUGGUAACCCAUAUUAGCCAUUUAAUUCUGUAAGCAGUGGGAGCAUAUAAUAGUUGCUUCCUUAUGUACUCAUAUCUGAAUUUGGAAAUGUUAUCUGAAUUUGGAAAUCUUUUGGAUAUUUUCAAUUGUCAUACGUUUCUUCCUCUUGUACCA
Messenger RNA from Spinacia oleracea (spinach), 1672 nucleotides. RefSeq lists its product as uncharacterized. Bases 242 to 1324 code for a protein of 360 amino acids. Lineage: Eukaryota; Viridiplantae; Streptophyta; Magnoliopsida; Caryophyllales; Amaranthaceae. The transcript has 3 exons. The record is from RefSeq and is a predicted model, not a curated record.